GACAACGUCCAGGCCUGGACUAGUUAAUGUGUAAGCCGUGUAAGGAAGAGUCGGGUGAGGUAAUCUAACAGCAGCAGCCAUUUUAGCCACACUGGACAUCGCUGCCGUUCUUUUACCAUCAUGCAACGUUACGUGACGGACUGUAGCAGGUAUUUCACUCUAUAUUUAAACUUGGCAGUCAAGGAAUUAAAAGAUGACGACCACUUCUAAAUCAGCGUGUGUUUGAGGUGAGGUUACCAUGGUGAUCCUGAAUCUCUUGAGCGUAGAAGAAGAGACACGCGGCCGCUCUCCGUUGCUGCCGGAGGCUGCAGAAGCUGCUGCAACGACACACAAACAAGAGGCCGCACAAAUGCAAUCAAAGCCCUUUUUCCUCAGCAGGUCAGUGAGUUUCUGGGCUUCUGACAGACCAUUGUAUCUUUCAUCCAGUGCUGCACAGAUGUUUCUGGAUUCUGAGUCAUGGGGAAGGCAAAAUAAAUGUCAAAGGAUCUGCGAGAAAAGAAGCGAGAACCUUAGCGUCAGUGUGGUUCUUCUAGUGGGAUGCUACUCUGCUAUUCUACUUCCAGCAUAUUUCCCCCUGCAGAAACACUCCGUCAUUGAUGAGCAGGAUCCCAAACACCUGGACUUGUUGAACCGCUCGGCCCUCCAGUUGUGUCGGCCCCACUGGUGUGUGGACCGCCUGAAGUCUCUGCCCCGCUGCUCGGGCCUGAUGGACAUUCCAGUGUUUGUGCUGCGAGACGCUGGCUGGGACAUGCCUCCUCCUCUCGGGCUACGAGGGAGCAAAGAGCAUCUGGCUCGGGCUCUGGCCGCUCUGCCUCAGCCGGACCUGCCACCAUCGCUGAGGAGGAGUGGGGAGCGCUGCAGGCGCUGUGUGGUUGUGGGCAGUGGAGGGGUCCUGCUUGGGAGCCAUCUUGGAUCUCACAUCGAUCAAUACGGUGUUGUCAUCAGGAUGAACAACGCUCCAGUGCUGGGCUACGAGAGAGACGCUGGUUCUCACACCACCAUCCGCGUGACGUACCCAGAGGGAGCGCCCAGCUCUGCCGACGACUACAACAAGACGGACAUUGUUGCUCUCGCGGUCUUUAAGAGUCUGGACCUGGACUGGCUGACUUCUAUCAUCACUAAACAACCACUGAGCUUGUGGUCCAAGCUGUGGUUCUGGAAGGAGGUGGUGGACCACAUUCCCUUGAGACCAGAGAACUUCCGGAUCCUCCACCCAGAGAUCAUUCGCAAGACUGCGGAAGUCCUGCAGAGAUACUCUGUGAAACAAGGAAAGAUGGUGCCCACACUGGGUGCUGGUGCUGUGGUGAUGGCUCUGCAGCUGUGUGACCACGUCAGCCUGGCAGGCUUUGGCUACGACAUGCAGCAUCCUCACGCUCCGCUCCACUACUACGAGACCAUACCAAUGGCUGCCAUGAAGGCUCAGGUGGUGCAUGACGUCAGCGCUGAGAAGCUCUUCCUGAGGGAGCUGGUGGCUGCAGGAGCUGUGACUGACCUCACGGGAGCGCUGUGAUGUGGAUGGACGCCCUGACACUAACAUGAACUCAGUGUGCAGCCUCCUUCCUUCCAUCCUCUUCUUCUUGCCGUCAGCCUGUGGUGAUGCUGCUGUCCUACAUACCGACACCGUAUCCGUGCAGCUGCUGAGAAGCAGCGAGGCCGACCUUUACCACACAACAUCCUCGGGGUCUGCUGGAGAAGUUAGUGAAUUUGACUACAAAAGGUUAGACACGCUGAGAUAGAUUUGACCGGAAGUUACAUCAUCAGUCCAUAUAAGGUAUGUACAGCCGGCUUUAUGUGUGGGAGUAAAUCUGUCAUACUGUACAUUUUACAACUGCAAAAUGAAAGAAACCGUUCAACAGCCCUCAUAAACACAUUAUAAUGGGACUGUUUGUGAAUGUAGCUUGUUGCUACAACUCUGUACAGUAGGUAGCAUCAUGUGUUAGAAUAAUUAUGUGUAAGUUAUCCCACGACUCCUAUGCUUAAAGGCCGUUGCUAUAGUUAUUAUCAAUUGUGCUGAAGUUGUACUUUUCUAUCUGUGCAAAGCGAGUCGUCUCGUAUCAGUGUUUUCAGACCCUGAAUCGGCCUGCUGACUGCCAAGGGAACAUCGAGUGCCGUGACGCAGACAAAGCAGAGACAGGGCGAUAUCACGAGUGUCAGCACAUUUGCAUUUCAUGAAUAGUCAUAUAUUGUGUCUAACUGGAGCUGUUGAGAUUACCCCCCUUCCCUCAGCGACAGCUUCAGUGAUGUAACCUGGGACCUCCCAAAUAAAUAGAGGAAGCACAUGGGCAGGAUUUUAGAGCGUAGUUUGGAUCUGUAACUAGAGUACAGCCCAAUCACGUCUCUCCUCAUUGAGCAAAAUGUAACUCUGUCUCUGCAUGAUUCCUUGCUUCUUGUCUGUUUAAUAGAUGUCAUCAGUGUUUGAGCCUGACAUCACGACGUGUUUUUUUAUUUAUUAAAAAAACUAUCACAUACACCUGGGGCUUCAUCUAAAAAAUGAAUACAAAUACAUUUUUUUUUUUUUUGCAAAUAUAUUUUUUGUUUGGUUGAAUUGUGGUGUGAAGUUUAAAAAAAAAAAGUGUACAGAUAUCGUAAUUUUUUGCCCUAAUAUUGUUUAUAUGUAUGUCUAUCUGAUGCAACAUUUUAGGUGAAAAUAAGUGAAGUAAACCAUGUUUGAUUGACAACGUGGACGCACCUAUCCUUAAAGCGGAAACAUGGAAAUUACGACACCGAAUUUUCCAUCCAUCCCCAUACCUAACAUUAGCAAGAUGGACAUAUUAGGAAUAUUAAAAUGAUUAUUAUUACCGUAUUUUCCGGACUGUCAUUUUUUCCCCUCAAAACUCGACAGUGCGCCGUAUAACCCGGUGCGCCUAAUGUACAGAAUAAUUCUGGUUUUGCUUACAGACCUCGAAGCUAUUUUAUUUGGUACAUGGUAAAAUGAUAAGUGUGACCAGUAGAUGGCAGUCAAACAUAAGAUUAAGGUGUAGACUGCAAUAUGACUCAAGUAAACACCAAAAUAUUAUAUGUUCCAUUGAAAAUAUAGAA
Molecule: messenger RNA, 3039 nt
Organism: Entelurus aequoreus (snake pipefish)
Lineage: Eukaryota; Metazoa; Chordata; Actinopteri; Syngnathiformes; Syngnathidae
Gene: st3gal7
Product: ST3 beta-galactoside alpha-2,3-sialyltransferase 7
Exons: 8
Coding region: 239-1510 (423 amino acids)
Molecular function (GO): lactosylceramide alpha-2,3-sialyltransferase activity
Source: RefSeq, a predicted model, not a curated record